Messenger RNA from Zymoseptoria tritici IPO323, 533 nucleotides. RefSeq names its product 60S ribosomal protein L36. Bases 1 to 315 code for a protein of 104 amino acids. Gene Ontology annotation, biological process: cytoplasmic translation. Gene Ontology annotation, cellular component: ribosome; cytosolic large ribosomal subunit. The record is from RefSeq and is a predicted model, not a curated record. Gene Ontology annotation, molecular function: structural constituent of ribosome. The transcript is spliced from 3 exons. NCBI's taxonomy places the organism in Eukaryota, Fungi, Ascomycota, Dothideomycetes, Mycosphaerellales, Mycosphaerellaceae.
AUGGCUCGCGAAGUUCAGCAAAAGAGCGGCAUCAUUGCCGGCCUCAAUGCUGGCCACAAAGUCACACCACGCCAAUCCAAGCCGCGUGUGUCGCGCAUGAAGGGACACCUCAGCAAGCGCACUGCUUUCGUCCGUGAUGUCGUGAAAGAGGUUGCCGGCCUCGCCCCAUACGAGCGCCGCGUCAUCGAACUUCUCCGUAACAGCAAGGACAAGCGCGCCCGCAAGCUCGCAAAGAAGAGACUCGGAACAUUCGGCCGUGCGAAGAGAAAGGUGGACGAGAUGACCAACGUCAUCGCCCAGGCAAAGAGAGCAUAGAUGGGAGAUGGGACGUGGACUGUUACGAAUGGAAAGUCGGGGUGAUCUCAUGGUGCAAGGCAUGAAAGGCGUAUACGGCACGGACAAUGUUUCUCUAUCACAGAAGAAGGUCGGCUAUGCUCUUCACGGCCCGGCUUACUGCGGAAAAGGCAGGUCAAUGGUCGGAUCAGUUGGCUUCGUAUCGCUGAAUGAAUGUGCAUUGAGAGCCUUCACACCAA